Molecule: messenger RNA, 2202 nt
Organism: Cylindrotheca closterium
Lineage: Eukaryota; Bacillariophyta; Bacillariophyceae; Bacillariales; Bacillariaceae
Source: the annotation of a GenBank genome assembly
AUGCGCUCUCUGAUCACAAGCCUCCUCCUCGUGGCAUCGUUGUGGCAUUCUCCUGCCAACGGCGACACCACAACGCAAGAUGGCACAGCAUCCACGCCCAAAAAUGGGACUCAGUUCAAGCAUUUCAUUGCUUUAAAUGAUACUCAAACCUGUAUUGGGGAUGUCCAUGCACGUCCCUUCAACAACCAGAUUCGUGGAGUCAACUUGGGUGGAUGGAUGGUCUUGGAACCAUGGAUCACACCCUCCAUGUUCUAUCAGUUUCUUGGCAAAGGUGAGGGAACGGCUGCCUUUGAUACUUAUACCUUCUGCCAAGUCUUGGGAGCAGCGGAAGCCAAUGAGCAGCUACGAAGACAUUGGGAUACUUGGGUGACACGAGAAAUUAUUCAAGAGUUGGCCGAUUCUGGGGCUGUCAAUUCCUUACGAUUGCCGGUCGGAGAUUACAUGUACAAGUCCUAUGGGCCUUAUGAUGGAUGCUUCGAUGGUGCACUGGAAAAGGUUGACGAGUUGCUUGAUUGGGCCUAUGAGAGUGGAUUGACGGUCUUAUUUGAUGUUCAUACUCUCAAGGACAGUCAAAAUGGUUUUGACAAUUCCGGACAAGCGAUGGGUUUCAAAUGGACUACUGCACUGAACUCUGAAUUCGCUGGAGAUGUUUCCUUUGAGCACUGGCCCAUUCGUUCCGCUCGUUGGAUUGGAGAAUUUGAUCCAGACACGGCCAGUUAUCCUGUCAUCAACCGGCAGAAUAUCAAACAUGCACUGGAUGUGGUUUCGGAGAUUGUGGAUCGAUACAGUGGACACCCCGCAGUUCUUGGCAUUGAACCCGUCAACGAGCCUUGGCAAUACACUCCCAUCAAAGAACUCAAACAAUUCUAUUGGGAAGGAUACUUGAUUGUCAAGAAAGCAGCACCCUACUGGAAGUACAUCAUGCACGACUCUUUCCGUUUUGAUACUUCUGUUUGGGGUGGUUUCAUGGAUGGCUGCCCCGAACGUGCCCUCGAUACGCACAUCUAUCAAGCUUGGAGAGACCCAGACUCCCGUGUUGGAUUCUACGUUGAUGCUUGCCAACAAAAGGAUAAAAUUGCGGCCAUGGAGCGCGAGUUUGGCCCAGUCGUUGUCGGAGAAUGGAGUCUCGCAACCGACAACUGUGCCAUGUGGUUGAAUGGAUUCAAUGACAACUUGCCUGGAUUUCCACGUCUUCCCUGCAAGUACAUUCCAUGUUCAGAACCUUACAUGGGACGUGAGCAGCCUGGUGCCCCAGUGGAUAACACCAAACCAAUUCAAGGUCCUUACGGUUCUGGUAUGAGUGGACCCAUUUUCGGAUAUUGCCCAGUCGAUAGGGAUUGGCUCAAGGAAUCUUCGGGUAAUCCCCAAACUGGUCGAGAUUGGGUACGAGCUCCUCCAGAUGCUCCAAGUCAUUUGGACGAUAGCGACAAUGUCAUGACGCACUUGGCAUACAAGAAAAUCAAUGCCUUUUCGGGUAUCGGACACGGAUUCUACUUUUGGAAUUUCCGCACUGACGUUGCGGAACCAAGAUGGUCGUACAUGCUGGCAUUGGAGAAGGGAUGGAUCCCAAAGGGAAACCUCAACGAUGAACGGAUCCAAAACGCAUGCCAGGCAGAGGACAAAUUUGAAUUCAAGUGUUCUUUGAAGCAUAAUAUCGCAGAAGAGGCCAUCAGGGAGGCUAUUUCCUACAUUCUGGAUGCAAACAAUGAAACUGGCACUGCUGAUGAUGAUACCAGCAGGCUAGACAUACUUACACUCACUGGACCAGAACUUCGUUCGAGUGCUGGAGAGUUAAUCGAAAACUAUUUUGAGGAUCACAAAGGAGAAGGUGCCACUUGCGAUUUUGGAGGCAUUACUAUGCUGGUCGAAAUCAACCGCACCGUCACAGAUGAUGACGAAUUCGGCUGGGACGAUGACGAAUACCAACAGGAGAUUGUCUACAGCGGGCCCAGUACAUCGACUAUUGUUCUGAUUGGCUUAUUGUGUAUCCUUCUAGGUUUGAUCGUUGGAUUCAUCAUUUCCAUGCACAUGAACAAGAAGUUCAAUGAGAAGGUCCGGGAGAGCAAGUAUUUCAAGCGUGUGAACUCUUCUACAAACAGUCUUGUCCGAAAAUCAUUUGCACUUCCCGAUUACAGCAAUCCUGAUGAAAUUGAGAGACUCGUAACAGAGCAAAAUAAGCCUGGACAGAAGUCAUACAUGUAA